CAUAGGCAGAACCUCUGAUUUGAUUCAUUCAUCCGUUGCCAAAAAAAAAAAAAAAAACCUAACAAAGCAGUUAAACAAACUUCAACUAGCAAAUCUAACACUUACGUAAUAUUAUACGUUGAGAUUGUUACAGGGAGUGACUCACUAGUGAGGCUGAUGAUAAGAAGAUAAAAAAAGGGGGUAAUCAGAUCAAUAGCAAAGUGUGUCAAUGGCUUCAGAGAACAAAAGCACAGUGGUGAAAGUGAGGCCAGGAAAUCAAGAUGGUUCUUCAAAGGGAAAGCUUAUUGAUUUAAAGCAGAAAUCUGUGAGCUCAAGCAAGCAGCCUGUUGAUUCAAAGCUGAAAUCUGCCACUGCCGUCGCAAAAACUGAGGUAAAAUCAAAACCAACACCAGGAUCCUCAAAACCAACAUCAGGAUCCUCAAAACCAGCAUCAGGAUCCUCAAAAACAACAUCAGUAUCCUCCAAAAAGACAACAACAACAACAACAACAACAACAAAGAAGACAGCUACCAGAGUGAGAGAGAAGAAAGUGUAUACUUUGCCUGGCCAGAAAUCUGAUCCUCCUGAAGAGAGGGAACCCCUGAGAAUUUUCUAUGAAUCAUUGUCAAAACAGAUCCCAACGAGUGAAAUGGCAGAGUUUUGGAUGAUGGAGCAUGGCUUGUUACCCCUUGAAAAAGCUAAAAAAGCAUAUGAGAAGAAGCAGAGAAGGCAAAAGGAACUUCGAAUGGGAACUCCUAUUAAAUCUGUAAAACCUCCAAGUAAACCUGAAAGUUCACAGAGGCAGCAGCAGGCAUCAAAGAAUGGCAAUUUAAAAGCCAAGAAAAAAAUCCUUAACGAGAGUGAUGAUGACGACGACUUCAUUCUAAGUGCCAAGAGAAGGAAAUUGUAAGAAAAAAGCCCCUUCACUGUCUUUAGCAGUGUAACUCUAGAUAUUGCUUCAUUAGAUUCCUUUACAUUUAACUGCAAAAAGACUAGUGUUGUGAAACAACAUAACAAAUAAUAGACAUUCUUUAUAUAUUUUUUUCAAUUUAUGGGAAUAAUGAGCAGAGAUGAAUUACUGAAUUCAAGUCCA
Messenger RNA from Quercus lobata, 1072 nucleotides. RefSeq lists its product as uncharacterized. NCBI's taxonomy places the organism in Eukaryota, Viridiplantae, Streptophyta, Magnoliopsida, Fagales, Fagaceae. The transcript has 5 exons. The record is from RefSeq and is a predicted model, not a curated record. Bases 209 to 889 code for a protein of 226 amino acids.